CGUCUCCGUCCCCUCUGCCCGCACACGCCGCCCCUCCACAGCCCCUGGCCGCACCACCAGCCGUGACGCUGCCUCGCCCCCCUCCAGCGCACGCUCUACCCUCGGCUUCACCAUCCCCUCUAUCCCGUCCAUGGCCAUGCCUCUUUCCGCCGCUCAUAAGCGCCACUCCACCACCACUUCUUCUUCCUUUUCAACCCUCUUUUCGUCCAACAGCAACAGCGUGCUCAAUCUGACGCCUCCUCCUCCCAUGCAGAAUCCGGAUUCUACUAACGCCGCAAGCACAAGUGCAAGCGCCUCUAAUGGCAACGGCAACGGCAACGGUCGGAGCGGGAACGGAAACGACGCACGCUCAACGGGCUCGUUUGGCAAGAUGGCGUUCAACUCGAUGAUGAGCGGCCUCUCGCUCUCCUCGCUCGCGCUCAACCGCUCCAUGAACGGCUCCAAAGACAAGGACAAAGAUAAAGAUAAAGACAAGGAUAAAGACUCGGCAGUGAUAGAUGGAGACGAGCAGCGCGGGCGCACCAAGCGCAAGCCCCGCGCGUCGUCCUUUGUCGGCAUGCCCCUGCGCUCUGCCAAGAGCCGCGAGUCGGGCAAGGACAAGGACAACAAUGGCGGGGCGAGAGACAGCGACGCCGCGUCGUUCAGCUCUGCCCGCGCGCGCUCGCAGUCCCCGUUCAGCCUGCGGCGCUUCCGCUCGCGCGAGCCCUCGCCCGCGCCGCUCCCGCUCGAGAACGACGCGUCGGACUCGGAGAGCCUGUCGAGCACGACGCGCAACGUGCGCCCGCGCAACGCGUUUACAUCCUCCAGCGUGAGCGGGCGGGACGAGGACGAGGACGAACACAGCGAUUAUUAUUAUACGGACGACGACGACGACGACGCGGACGACUCGGACUCGUUCGACCAGGUCACGGAGGCGAACACGGAGCGCAACGCGCUGCUGCAGCCGUCGGAGGGCAUGCUCGGGCUCCUCGCGGCGGGCGCGGACGCGGACGGGGACGGGGACGUCGAUCCCGACGCGGACGUGGCGGAUCCGCUCGGCGAGGGCGUGAACGUCGUUGUGCCGCCGGAGCCGUACUUUCCCAGCACGCUGAACCGCACGAGCAGCGCGGUAAGGCGCGGGUCGAAGGGGGGCGGGCAGCCGAAGAGGAGGAGGAGCAGGCAUCAUGAGACGUUGCCGCUGAAUACGAGUCGGCCGAUUUUCGAGAGGGAUCGGUGUACGAUUACGCUUACGCAGGGUGUGAGAUCUGGGUCUGGAUCUGGGUCCGGGGUGGGGUCGGCGCCGGGGUCGCCGACGACGCCGACGCGCGCGGGGAUGAUGGAGAAUGGGAGUAGUGAGGGGACGGUGGUGCAGAGGCGGGCGAGGCGGUAUGUGGUUGCGAGCGAUCUGAGCGAGGAGAGCCGGUAUGCGGUCGAGUGGGGGAUCGGGACUGUGUUGAGAGAUGGGGACGAGAUGUUGAUUGUGACUGUUGUCGAGAAUGAGAAUAAGAUCGACCCGCCGACUCCUAAUCCCGCCGAGCGGACGAUGAAGCUGAGAUGUCAGCAGGAGCGCCAGGGCCUCGCAUACAUCCUCGUCCGGCAGGCGACGUCGCUCCUGCAGCGCACGAAGCUGAGCGUGACGGUCGCGUGCCAGGCGUGGCACGCCAAGAACGCGCGGCACAUGCUGCUCGACAUUGUCGACUACAACAAUCCAGCGAUGCUCAUCGUCGGCUCGCGCGGGCUGGGGCAGCUCAAGGGAAUCCUGCUCGGCUCGACAUCGCACUACCUCAUCCAGCGCUGCUCGGUGCCCGUGAUGGUCGCGCGCCGACGACUCAAGCGGCCCCCGCGGCGCUCUGCGCAUCUCGCGAAGCACCGUACACAUGUGUCGCUCGCGGAGGCGGGUAUCGACCGUGUUGCUGCGAAGGUGGACCACGAUGUGGCUGUGAUGCGCGACGAGAUGGCAAGGGAGGACGAGAGAAGGGGGGAGCCGGGGGAAGUGCAGGCGGCUGCGAGCCGGGCGAUUAUGGAGGGCGAGGAGGAGGAGGAGGAAGAGGGAAAUGGGGAUGGGGCGGGAGCGGGGAGAGCGGGGAGGCAGAAGGAGGGUGCGGGGGAUGCGGGUGAGGGGGAGGGGUAUUUGGGGACGAAGGUGAGGGGGACGUGAGUGCGUGUUCGUUUGUUGAGCGCCACUUGCUUGAUGAGCGCGAUCUUGGUUUUGGAGCAAUUCCCGGAUCCUUGCUUUCUUUCUCGCUCAUCCCCAUUCCCGUGUUACCGUGUUGUGAUAUCACGCAUCGUAUGUUGCAUGCAUCCCCAUCCCGCCCCUAUCUCGGCUGGUGUGCUCGUUCCCCCACUUUCCCAUCCCCCAUUCCUUCCACUGUUGCUUUCGUCUCGUCGUUUACUCACUAUAAUCACCCCCGCCCCCAGUAUACUCAUUAAACCUCGUGAUAUCUCGUAUCCCCGUAUCUCUCGCUACUACUAGUAUCAGCUACAGCUACCCAUCCACUAUCCCCCCACCCCAACAC
Molecule: messenger RNA, 2495 nt
Organism: Coniophora puteana RWD-64-598 SS2
Lineage: Eukaryota; Fungi; Basidiomycota; Agaricomycetes; Boletales; Coniophoraceae
Exons: 4
Coding region: 131-2137 (668 amino acids)
Source: RefSeq, a predicted model, not a curated record